AGCUAAAGCUUGGGAUGGUGCUUCCACGCCCUUGCCCUCAGCAUGCAGCCGCCUGCGAGCACUUAGCAGGUGGUAUAGUCUUUCUUCUAUCUGGUCUGCAUAGUACCACCGGGGCGCCCUGCGUUAUUGUUAAACGAUAAUGCAAACGAGCUACUACCCUACCCCAAUCAUGAUCUCAGCAAACGGGCAUUACCCACCUAGAAGUCCGCCACCUUACGGGCUAUCACGCAGGUCGACUCAUUCACCAAGAUCCUCUGUGGACAAGCAAUCGCAAAUUGUGGCCUCUGUUGCAGACAUUGCACCUGUUGAAUCUUCAAAACACCCGGAUUUGUGGUUUUCCGAUGGUUCGAUCGUUUUGAGAGCAGAAGAUGCCUUAUUUCGCGUGCACAAAUCUCAACUUGCCCGACACUCGGUGUUCUUCCGCGAUCUUUUCUCGUUACCACAGCCUAGUGCGGACAGUGCGACGUCUUCUCCAACCGUGGUUGCAAACAGAAAUCCCGCGCUGCAAAUAGAUACGACCAAUGAAAUUGAAGGGUGCCCUAUUCUGCGAUUGUACGAUGCAGCAGAAGACGUUGAGAAUCUCCUCACGGCACUCUAUGAUGGCCCAAACUUUGGGAAGAAUGACCCUGCCGACUUUCGCAUCGUCUCUGGGAUACUUCGGCUUGCGACCAAGUACCUUGUUGAUUCGUUGAGAACUAAAGCCCUUGCUCAUCUGAGCAGGGCUUGGCCGAAUUCACUCAAGGGAUGGGACGCUAGAGAAGACCUUGCUCGUGCUGACGAGAUGCAAAGUGGUCCUGGCAUGUCAAAUAUAUACCCUUCCCCAGCAGAUAUCAUUAUUCUCGCACGAGAAGUAAAUGCGACAAGCCUCCUGCCUUCUGCAUUCUAUGACCUAUCACGAUACCACUAUACCCAGAUUUUCGAGCAAGACAACGAAGCUGAGAAUGGCCCUUCGAUCGCACGCUUGCCAUUAUCAAAUGCGGACCUGCAAAGGUUGGCCUUAGGAAAAGAGGCAUCUCAACACGCAAUCACAACUCUCAUUCGCUCCAUGGGAUCGCAUUCCCAUCCGCAUCUUCUGGGGCAUCACGCACACUCGCAUCGCUCAUGCAGAAGAGAUUUCUCAGAGCUUGUUGCGCUGGCCACUCAGCACUAUCUCUUUGAUCGCGAGCGCGGCUGCACUGAUCCUUUGUAUGUUGCGGAGGAGCUUGGGCAGCCUCUAUAUGACUUUGGUCAGGCUUCGGGUGCUGAUGAUGCACGGUUUGGGGAGUCCCGCCGUAGUGCAGAAGUAUCUGAGUGCGAGGCGUGUGCGAGAGCGUUGGCGAUGUGGACUACGAGGGAGAGAGAAAGGAUGUGGAAGAUGAUACCGCUUUGGUUCCGACUAGACGUGUGACGUUCCGCAAUACACCCGCUGAUCGAUUCCUGUCUUCUCGUGAGGGAACGUUCAACCAAGUCAGAGAAACUUGAAGUAUCGACACAAGAACUCGUAAAUUCUAGGCUGGUAACGGAUUUUGGACGCAAGCAGAAUGAGUACUAAUGACGUGGCAUUGACGCGACAUGACCCGAAGGGAUUGAAGAU
Molecule: messenger RNA, 1573 nt
Organism: Suillus paluster
Lineage: Eukaryota; Fungi; Basidiomycota; Agaricomycetes; Boletales; Suillaceae
Exons: 5
Coding region: 140-1387 (415 amino acids)
Molecular function (GO): protein binding
Source: RefSeq, a predicted model, not a curated record